Molecule: messenger RNA, 6341 nt
Organism: Nyctereutes procyonoides (raccoon dog)
Lineage: Eukaryota; Metazoa; Chordata; Mammalia; Carnivora; Canidae
Gene: SMAD2
Product: SMAD family member 2
Exons: 11
Coding region: 204-1607 (467 amino acids)
Biological process (GO): cell differentiation; transforming growth factor beta receptor signaling pathway; BMP signaling pathway
Cellular component (GO): heteromeric SMAD protein complex
Molecular function (GO): RNA polymerase II cis-regulatory region sequence-specific DNA binding; I-SMAD binding; DNA-binding transcription factor activity, RNA polymerase II-specific
Source: RefSeq, a predicted model, not a curated record
CGGGCCGGGCGGCCGCGGGAGUGUUUUCAGUUCCGCCUCCAGUCGCCCCUUCCCCUCUCCCCUCCCAGCCCCUCAUCCCAUUCGGAAGAGGAAGGAACAAAAGGUCCCGGACCCCCGGCUCUGACGGGGCGGGACCCGGAGCCCCGGUGCAGGUCAGGUAGCAGCGCGGCCUCUCAUUGCGGGUCGUGGCCCCUGGCAAGAGCAUGUCAUCUAUCCUGCCGUUCACUCCGCCUGUUGUGAAGAGGCUGCUGGGAUGGAAGAAAUCAGCUGGUGGGUCUGGAGGAGCAGGCGGCGGAGAGCAGAACGGACAAGAAGAAAAGUGGUGUGAGAAAGCGGUUAAAAGUUUGGUGAAGAAGCUAAAGAAAACAGGACGAUUAGAUGAGCUUGAGAAAGCCAUCACCACUCAAAAUUGUAAUACUAAAUGUGUCACCAUACCAAGCACUUGCUCUGAAAUUUGGGGACUGAGUACACCAAAUACGAUAGAUCAGUGGGAUACAACAGGCCUUUACAGCUUCUCUGAACAAACCAGGUCUCUGGAUGGCCGUCUGCAAGUGUCUCAUCGGAAAGGACUACCACACGUGAUAUAUUGCCGAUUGUGGCGCUGGCCUGACCUUCACAGUCACCAUGAACUCAAAGCAAUUGAAAACUGCGAAUAUGCUUUUAAUCUUAAAAAGGAUGAAGUAUGUGUAAACCCUUACCACUACCAGAGAGUUGAGACACCAGUUUUGCCUCCGGUAUUAGUGCCACGGCACACUGAGAUCCUAACAGAACUGCCUCCUCUGGAUGAUUAUACCCACUCCAUUCCAGAAAACACUAAUUUCCCAGCGGGAAUCGAGCCACAGAGUAAUUACAUUCCAGAAACGCCCCCUCCUGGAUAUAUCAGUGAGGAUGGAGAAACAAGUGAUCAACAGUUGAACCAAAGUAUGGAUACAGGAUCUCCAGCAGAACUAUCUCCUACUACUCUUUCCCCGGUUAAUCAUAGUUUGGAUUUGCAGCCAGUUACUUACUCAGAACCUGCAUUUUGGUGUUCAAUAGCAUAUUAUGAAUUAAACCAGAGGGUUGGCGAGACCUUCCACGCAUCACAGCCCUCACUCACUGUAGACGGUUUCACAGAUCCAUCCAACUCAGAGAGGUUCUGCCUAGGGUUGCUCUCCAACGUCAACCGAAAUGCGACUGUAGAAAUGACAAGAAGACAUAUAGGAAGAGGAGUACGCUUAUAUUACAUAGGUGGAGAGGUUUUUGCUGAGUGCCUAAGUGAUAGUGCAAUCUUUGUGCAGAGCCCCAACUGUAACCAGAGAUACGGCUGGCACCCUGCGACAGUGUGUAAAAUUCCACCAGGCUGUAAUCUGAAGAUCUUCAACAAUCAGGAAUUUGCUGCUCUCCUGGCUCAGUCUGUUAAUCAGGGUUUUGAAGCCGUGUAUCAGCUAACUAGAAUGUGCACCAUAAGAAUGAGUUUUGUGAAAGGAUGGGGAGCAGAAUACCGAAGGCAGACGGUAACGAGCACUCCUUGCUGGAUUGAACUUCAUCUGAAUGGACCUCUACAGUGGUUGGACAAAGUAUUAACUCAGAUGGGAUCCCCUUCAGUGCGUUGCUCAAGCAUGUCAUAAAGCUUCGUCACCACUCAGAUCCCAUCAAAAGACUUAAUGUAACAACUCUUCUGUCAUAGUAUUUGUGUGUGGUCCCCAUGGACUGGUUACUGUCCAAAAAUUCAAGAGAGAAAAACAGCACUUGAGGUCUCAUCAAUUGAAGCACCUUGUGGAAUCGGUUUCCUAUAUUCAAAUAUUAGAUGGGAAAAUUAGUGUCUAGAAAUACCCUCCCAUACAGGAGAAAGAGAAGAUUUUAAAGACUUCACUGAUGUCUUGGUGGGCAUAAAACUGAAUGUCCCAAAGGUCUAUUAAUAACAGUAGUAGUUAUGUGUACAGGUAAUGUAUCAUGAUCCAGUAUCACAGUAUUGUGCUGUUUAUAUACAUUUUUAGUUUGCAUAAAUUAGGUGUGUGUUUGUGUGCUGCUUCUUGAUUUAGGCAAGCCUUUAUAAAGUUACAGUACCUAAUCUGUUAUUCCCACCUCUCCGUUAUUUUUGUGUGUCUUUUUUAAUAUAUAAUAUAUAUCAAGAUUUUCAAAUUAUCAUUUAGAAGCAGAGUUCCCUUGUAGAAAAACUAAUUUUUUUGCCUUUUACCAAAAAUAAACCCUUGGGGGAAGAAAAGUGGAUUAACUUUUGAAAUCCUUGACCUUAAUGUGUUCAGUGGGUCUUAUAAACAUUCAUCUUGUGUUAUUUACUGCUACAUCUCACUGUAUGGAAACUUUGCAGAAAAUCUUUCCAGACCUCUUCUCCUUCCACUUUUGCCCUGAUACCAAAACUGUGUAGCAUGAUAUCCAUCACUAGUAAUGGUGGUACUGAUACUGCCAGCACCAGUUAAUUCUGGGGCACAGUGCAAGUUCCUAUGGAGUAAGUCCCUUUGUCUUAACAGAUUUCAAUGGAUAGUAAUAGACUUGUAUAACCAAGCAGUCUGUUGAUUUAUCCUUACACCUCAUAAAAACACAAAUGGCAGUAUAAUUAUUUUCAGGGAUAUGCUACAAUUGCUUCAGUAUAUUUAUCCUUUUUUUAAAGCCAAUCUAUAGAUAUAAACACUCUUUUUUAAAAGCUAUUUUAAAAUAUUUCAAUAGCAGACCUAGUGCUGAGUUUCUUUUGAUUUAAUUACCAGAUUGUAUUAUGAAAUGGACCUUUUGUAAUUGUAAUUGCGUCUGCAAAAUACCUACAAGAGUGAUGCUGAGGUAUGAUCAGCAGAUAAGGGUCAUCUGUUUUUAAAGUAUGUUGUAUUAAAUUUAUAAAAAAUCUAUGUUAUUUUACCUAAUUAUGAAUUCAGAAUUUUAAAAACUGGGGAGAAGCAGUUUAGCAAGUUUUUUAGCUUCUAAUUACCUACAGUCUGAGCUGUUCUUAACUAAUCCUGAAUGUGUGGUUGACUAUUAUAACCAAUGACAUUUUAUGCUCUGUGGUGAGAGAAGAUUCCAGAAGCUCUAUUGGUAGUCCAUUUGGUGGCAGAUAAUCCUUGUUUGAUGUUGACUCUGCAGUUUAAAUGCUUCUUGUUUGCAUCUCUUUAGAAAUGGGGAUAGCCACUCCCAACCCCCUUCUAGUAAAUUUUCAGGUUUUUGGAGAUAGAGACUUUUGGUACUUACUUUUUGAAACCAUGUUCAGCUGUCUCUACAGGUAUCAUUUUCAAUAUUCACAGCAUUUGAAUGUUUUCUACUAGAUACUGCCCUGUUUUCCUAUAUUUGUGAGUACAUGUUAGUGUUCAUGCAGACUUGGUAGUCAUUUUUAAUUCUUUCAGCAAAUAUUUACUGUUCACCUGUUAUGUGCACCAGGAACUUUCUUGACGUUGGGUAAAAGUGAACAAGACAGAUCCAGUCCCGGCCCUGGCCAAGACUUCAGUUACUGUUGUAACCCUUAGUUCAUUUGUCUAUGAGGGAGAUAAGCAGGUAGAGCUUAUGGUAGAGCACAGCAAGAAAGACUUCUCUAAGGAAGCGAUGCUUGAGUGGACAUCUGAUGUGAGAAGGGAGCAAGCCACGGGGAGAGCCCCAGGAGAUUGGUGUUCCUGGCAUGGAGAAAGUCACCAAAUGCUAAGGCUCAUUGUGAAAGAAACUCAUUAUUAGGUAUUAAUGCUUACCCCGAAGUCUCUACAGAGAUCCAAACUCGAGGACCAAAAGCGUUCUAUAAUUUCUAAUAGUUGAGGGUGGCCUUACUUUGUCGGUUCAUAUGUCCUAGGUAUGACUGUCAGACCAGCAGCCUCUGCCCUUUGGAAGGCUUGAACUUCCGUGAGAACUGGUGGUGAUGCUGGGAACGGUUGUGGGUGCAGAAAACAACUUUGAAAGUGGCAGAAGGGCCUGGCAGUCACUCACUCUUGGAUUGAGGUGGUAGGUGAAGCAGUGCCAACGACAGCAUUCCAGUAGUGAUUACAUCUCCACAACUGUGUUGAGGUUCUUCCCUACAGUAUUGAACUGGGACUCAACUCUUUGGAAAUACCUGUUGUACUGAGCACUUAGACCUGUCGAGCAGUUGCCCUGGUGUUUAACGAUCUUACAUGUUUUUUUGGAGAUGCUAUUUCUUACAUUCUGUCCUGUCUACUGUGGCCUACAUUUUGUUGAUUUCCCCCCCUCUUUAUUGGGGUUUUCAUUCUUCUAAAUGAUGAGUUCUCUUUGAUGUUGAAUUUUGCUUCUAUUUAAAUUAGCAACAUUAUUUAGAAUUCCCCUCCCACAGUGGUCACUUUCUUUGUUUCACAUGAGAACUGAUGAACAUGUUUCAGUCCCAUUUCUAAGCUGGAUGUGGUCUGCACAGUCAAAUCUAUAAAUGCCGUGGGGAAUCGGGAGGCUGGUGGUGUUCCCAUGUUCCCAUUGACUUUGGUUUAACUAGUGGCAGCUUCGUUUUUACCCUGUAAUGGAGUUAGAGAUUUCCUUCUUUCUUUUCUUUUCUUUCUUUUUUUUUUUUAAAGAGUUUUACUGCUUUUUUAGAAAAAAAAAAGUUUGAAAAGUCUGUGUAAGUACUGUUUAGGAUUAGAACAUAUGAGUGGACUUCAGCCCCCCUUUGGAACAACCUGCUUGUGUUCUUUCCUUCUAUUUCAGAGAAACUUCCUGAUUAUAUUUGUCAUCCAUUCACUCAGUAAACAUUUAUUGAUGUAUCCCUUUAUCCGGCCACGGUGGUAGGUGCUGAGUAAUGAAGAGAUGGCUAGGAUUUAGUCUGGCCCUCAAGCUGUGGGGUUAUUCCUCACUCAGGACCUGCCACUUUGCCAGAAGGAAUCUUCCCUAAUUUUUCUUGAAAGCUAAAUAUUCUUAUUCAGUACUCCUAGUCUGUAUUCCAAGUACAUAAUUGCGAAUUGUUUAAUAUCUAGGGUUUUUUUUUUAAUCUUAAACUGUAUCAGUUUUGCUUGAUUCAUCUGCCUUUACACUUGUCAUAUUUUCUCCUUUGUCAAAAUUAUUUUAAUUCCAGUUUAUUUGUGCCUUUUAGGUCGGUUUCAAUCAAGACCAAGACUUUGAAGGUGAAAAACAAUCAGUCUGGUCUCUCGCUAAUUGAAAUCAAGUAAAAGACUAUAUAUGUGCUCAGAUGGUUUCUCUACCUCUUCCAAAAGCUGUCCAAAUACACCCUUAAGAUCUUUUUGUGUUUUGUUGUUUCUCUUCUCUUCUCUUCUCUUCUCUUCUCUUCUCUUCUCUUCUCUUCUCUUCUCUUCUCUUCUCUUCUCUUCUCUUCUCUUCUCUUCUCUUCUCUCUCUUCUCUUCUCCCUUUCUUUCUACACUUGGAGCAUUUAUUCAGUACUCACUAUUCUCCUGGUCUGGUUGAUGGUGAGUUAUAGAGUAAGAGAAUGUUCACCUUAUUUAAAAUUUGUCUUUGUGUUCAUUUUCUUUUGUAGCUGCACAUGAUGAUUUCAUAGACUGCCUCCUUCCACACCAUUGAUAACUAGAUAGUCUGUGGACAUAAGCAGCACAGGAUCUUUUCUCUUACUCUGAUCCAACUCAUUGAUGUUCAGACAUGACAAAUUACUGCCCAGUUUCUUUGCUUCAUGAGCGUUUCUCUGCUAAAUUCUUAAUAUUUAUCAACUGAAUUGUAUUUUUCCUCUCCUCAUCACAGAAUGUAUCCCUUGUGGUCUUGCUGGUUGCCCUCUUCCGUGCCAGCCAUGUUUUAUCUGCAGACAUCAGAAUGUUUUCUCUCCAUUGAACUCUACUAAAGAUGAAAAAGAUGGUGCUUUUCAUAUCCAGGGUCCUAAUUUCUUCACCAUGAAGGUUGAUUUUGUUCCCAUUGGUCAGUCACCUAAAUCUUAAAAAUGGCUCUUCAGUUAAAUGUCUUUGUGACUAGCAAAUAGCAUGAAUUACAGAUUCUAUUUUAAAUUAUGUUUAGGAUUGGGAACUUUUCCAGCAGUUGCAGCCAAUGGUUUCCUGUAAUACUAGCCCAUUUCCACCUUGGAGCAUAUUGGAUUGUUGUAUUUAGUACAGGCAAGGAUAACGAUGGUAGUGAGUAGUCAGAGGUAGUCAGAAUCCUACUAAUGAGUUCCUUUUAUUUCUUCCUUUUCAAGUUUUCAUGAAUAUUCUAUCUGUUCAGAUUACCUUUUAUGUAUGGAGAUUGAGGGGCAGAUCAUCUCUUGGAGUGGAAUUCCUGUGUUUGGAGCCUCAACCAGGAAAUGUCAGCUAUACUAGAUAUAGACAGCCUCAUAAUAAGCUUUGUGAUAAGAACUUGUCUAAUGUGUUCAUAUAAUUUCUUGAGAAGAACUGUUUUAUCUUGGAUAUUAUAGGUAACUUUAUAUAUAGCAUAACUGCCUUAAAUCUUUUUAGUAGGAAAUAAAUUAUAUAAAGUGUGUGUA